This is a messenger RNA of Ailuropoda melanoleuca (giant panda), 1534 nucleotides long. It is a transcript of the gene UBE2D1, whose product is annotated as ubiquitin conjugating enzyme E2 D1. The record is from RefSeq and is a predicted model, not a curated record. The coding region runs from base 244 to 735 and encodes 163 amino acids. Lineage: Eukaryota; Metazoa; Chordata; Mammalia; Carnivora; Ursidae. The transcript has 7 exons.
CAAAAGCGGAAACAAAAGAGUCUCGCCGGCGUCGCCGCCCGCACACUCGCGCACACUCGCGCUCCGGCGCACACGGAACAGGCACCCGCGCCUGGAGCGAGCCAGCAAGCAGCGAGCAGCGAGCCGGGGACCCCCGGGCUGAGCCAGCAGAGCAGCCAGCGAGUCGAGCCCGCGACGACCCUACGCCCCCGCGCCCCGUAGCUGCCCCCAGCCGGCCGGUGUCCCCGCUGCCCUCCCUGACCCAUGGCGCUGAAGAGGAUUCAGAAAGAAUUAAGUGAUCUACAACGUGACCCACCUGCUCAUUGUUCAGCUGGACCUGUGGGAGAUGACUUGUUCCACUGGCAAGCAACUAUUAUGGGACCUCCUGAUAGCGCCUAUCAAGGUGGAGUCUUCUUUCUCACCGUACAUUUUCCAACAGACUAUCCUUUUAAGCCACCAAAGAUUGCUUUCACAACAAAAAUUUACCAUCCAAACAUAAACAGUAAUGGAAGUAUUUGUCUUGAUAUCCUGAGGUCACAAUGGUCACCAGCUCUGACUGUAUCAAAAGUUUUAUUGUCCAUAUGUUCUCUACUUUGUGAUCCUAAUCCAGAUGACCCCUUAGUACCAGAUAUCGCACAAAUCUAUAAAUCAGACAAAGAAAAUAUGCCUACAGAUACAACAGACAUGCAAGAGAAUGGACUCAGAAAUAUGCAAUGUAAAAUCAGAAAAAAUUUCAUAUAUACCAGAGUACUGUAAAAUCUAGGUUUUUUUCAACAUUAGCAGUAAAUUGAGCACUGUUUACUGUUUCAUUGUACCAUGAAAUCCUUUGAUUUUUACCCAUUUUACAUGUAUUUCUGAAGCAAGACAAAACAAACUUCCAAAAAUACCCUUAAGACUGUGAUGAGAGCAUUUGUCAUUUUGUAUGCAUUGAGAAAGACAUUUAUUAUGGUUUUUAAGAUACUUGGACAUCUGCAUCUUCAGCUUACAAGAUCUGCAAUGCAUCAGAAAAGCAACCAAAUUAUUUUUUGCUGAAACUAGAUGUUUUUACAUGAGAAAUACUGUAUGUGUUGUCUAAGAUGUCAUCAGUUUUAUAAAUCUGUAUUCAGAUUUCGUUCUUUGUUAGCUCACUUUAUAAUUUGUAUUUUUUUACUGUAUAGACUAAAUAUAUUCUAUUUACAUGUGUGUCAACUCAUUACCUUUUUCCUGUGAACAGUAUUGAAAAAACCCAACAGCUGGUAAUUAAAUGAAUUAACUGUCUGUCUCCCUUGUCUUAGGGUAUUCGGUAGAUUGAUUGCAGAUUUCUUAAACCUGAAAGGAUCUUUACACUGUAAUUCUCAGUAUCCUGAUUAUGGAGAAACACUUGUUUUGAUUUUGUUAUACUUGACUUAACUUUAUUGCAAUGUGAAUUAAUUGCACUGCUAAGUAGGAAGAUGUGUAACUUUUAUUUGUUGCUAUUCACAUUUGAGUUUUUUUUCUGUAUAGGCAAUAUUAUAUUGACACCUUUUACAGAUAUUAAUGUAGCUUUUUCCAUAUAAAUAAAAUGCUUUUUCUACUA